CAGAUGCUCAACUCAUCGCCCUGACAUCACACGGCUAACAUGAAGCUCCUCCUGUUCAAGUUUCUGAUCUGCUUCGCGGCAGCUCUAGCAGCGCCGGCCGAUAAGCAGAAGAGGGACAUUCUGCCGGGCGAUCCACGCUACGUAACGGAGCACCAUCAAGAGCAGAAUCAUCACGAGCACGAGAAUGAGGUACAGAUCUCGAAAGCCGCCGGCGGCUACGUAGGUUCUUACUUGGUUCCAGACAACACAGAGGACAACUCAUUCCAGGUACAACCCCAAUCAUCCUAUGGACUGCCCAGCCACAUACCCGGCAAACCUUUGGGAACUGAUCUCUUCGCGUCCAGUGAUAUUGACAAAACUCCCGCCUCCGUCCUCGUGCCAUCCACCUCCUACGGAAUACCCGAUACCACUCAGAUUCUUAACAACAACUUCAUUGGAUCCAUCAUUGACGACAAACAGUCCGCCCUUAUCAAGACUACGGUCGACUUGAACACUGACUCUCAAGCACCGUCUGUCCAAGCGCCAAUUACUUCUUAUGACGUUAAGCACGAGGAACUCGUUAAUAUCCCACAAACUUCGUAUGGAACUCCCGUGGUGAAGACGACCAUUCAGGAACAGCCGAAAUUAGACACCGUGCAAGUGAAGACCAUUCCCGAGAUCCAUGACGUCCACGUGCAGCCAGCGGUCGUUCACAAGCACGUGGAAACUGCCAUUCCGCAGAGCGUCUCUCUUCCGCAGCUGAAGGUGACGGCGGCUCAUCUGCCCACCGAGACCCAAGGUAUCAUUCAUCAUAGCGUGCCCUUCACUUCGGCUUUCAACACCUUCCCCAGCUACAUCUCCUCGUACUCCUCAUAUAACCAUCAGAUACCCGUGAAAACUGUGGAUCACCAAGUGCAAGUGAAAGUACCGCACCCGUACCAAGUACCGGUGACCAAGCACGUCCCCGUCCCCGUUCCCGUCCCACACACCGUCGAAAUUCCCAAGCCCUACUACGUCCGCGUGCCCCAGCCUGUUCAGGUCACCGUGAAUCGUCCGUACCCCGUGGAAGUGCCCCGUCCGGUGCCGUACCCCGUCCCCCAUUACGUAAAAACCGGCGUUCCCGUUGCUCAUCAGCACCACUUGACGGUGGACACCAAGGCUACUCCGGUCCAGACCUUCUACCACAACGCCCAGACGACGUUCCCGCACGUGAUAUCGUCGGACCGUGCAUUCAUACCGGAAAUCGGUACCUUCGCCUCUGGUCCUCUGGAAGGCUUCCAGAACUUUUUCGAGAACUUCCCAUCCAUCCCCUCUCUGCCGUCCUUCCCGUCCUUCCCGUCUUUCCCGUCCUUCAUACCGGGAUUACCGGGAGGAUCUGGUGAAUCUCCCGCGGCACCUGCAGUGCAUCUGUCCUCUUCGAGCAGCGACACGGUUACGGUUGACAAUCCAGCGCUGAAGACCGAAAUCAUCAAGCCCGCCUUGCAGCCGAUCACGCAUCACAUCAAGCAGACGCAGCAAGCGUACAAGCCCUCCACCGCGUGCGCCGGAUGUACCGUCACCGCAGCCGGCUCCUCCAGCGCCAGCAGCAAGCAGGAAUACGUGCAACCCACCGAUGCCAACGGUGGUUACGUAUACUAGGAUGUUUAUCUUGUAAUAUGAACGUUUUGAAUAUAGGCUACUGGAAUUUCUUAGUAGAAAUACAUAUUACGCCGAAGAAUUAUUCAACUUGAUGACUUAUCCCUGAAGUGUCGAAUUGAUCGGAAAGUUCGCUCGUGCCUUUUCCUUAAUAACAGGUUAUUUUGAUAUUUAACUCUUCAAUAUACAAGAGAAGAAUGUUUGAAAACUUGCACUAGUUACUUUUCUGAUGAUACUCAUAUGAUACUCAAAUCAUACUGAUUAAAUCAAAGCUAUUGGAAAGAUCUUCCUUCUUCUAGGCAUCAACGAGGUACUAUCAAAGACGACCUAUUAAAGAUGAUUUAUCUCUGAUAAGUCGAUUUAUCUCGGAUAAGUUUAUCAAGUGGUUUCGAUACAUCUGAAAAUAAUUGAAGAAUGUAGAUAUUAUUGAUUGCCGACAUAAAUAUCUGACUAAUUAGUCUAUAAUAAAAUGUUAAAUUUGUAAGAUUA
Wasmannia auropunctata (little fire ant) is the source of this 2103-nucleotide messenger RNA. Its product is annotated as soluble scavenger receptor cysteine-rich domain-containing protein SSC5D-like. NCBI's taxonomy places the organism in Eukaryota, Metazoa, Arthropoda, Insecta, Hymenoptera, Formicidae. Bases 40 to 1617 code for a protein of 525 amino acids. The record is from RefSeq and is a predicted model, not a curated record. The transcript is spliced from 7 exons.